GGAGCUGCUCCUGCGUAACCGCUGACGAGGCUGCCGGUUUCUCCUGGCCCCGGGCACUGCCGCCGCCGCCGCCGCCGCCGCGAUGGUUCAGAUGGCGCCCUGCCCGUUCCUGCUGCUUCUCCUUCUGCUGGCCCCCGCAGCCCCGUCGUUGUCCGCCGAGGAGAAGCGGCGCAGCAGUAGCAGCGGCCGAGGCCCCGAGGAGCUGGCCUUUGUUACGGAGUAUUUCUCUCAGAGUUCUCAGAAGCUCUCUUUCUACAGCUGGUAUGGGAAUGCCAGGCUCUUCCGCUUCCGCGUGCCCGAGGACACCAUCCAGCUGCGCUGGCUCCUGCAGGCAUCCAAGGGAAAAGGCCCUGAGUGUGGCAGCAUGCAGGUCAUCAUCCAUUUCCGCUAUGGUGCUCCUCCUGUAAUCAACCCGCUGGGCACGCCAUUUCCUACAAAUGCAAGUGUGCAUCUCUCCUACAAUCGGACCUUGACUCUGGCAACUGCUCUGCAGAACAGCACCUUUGUCAACCUCACAGGCCCUGCUGCAGGCGAUUGGUUCAUUGCCGCGCACCUGCCUGAAGCCCCAGGCAAGAUUGAGGUGAAGGGGAUCUUCAGGGCAUGCACCUAUCUCUUCCAGUCUGACAUGUUUGUGCUGCGUGCUGUUGAUGCGUCAGUUCUUGAGCCCAACACUACCAUGCAGCAGAUAAUUGCCUGGCCGGCUAGGCCCCUUCAUGCCAAGAUCUUUGUCCCUGAAUACACUGCCACGCUGCACUUUAAGCUGGGGAGCUGCAGGGUGAACACUUCUACCACCUGCGCUGUGCGUGUCACAUUGGGCUCUUUCACGCUGUCUCCCUCCUCCCAGAAGGUGCUCAACUGCACGGGGGCCUGCAGCCUCCUCCUGGAAUCCCCACCAUGGGAGAGGUGGCUGCCAAUCACAGUGGAGAGCCUCAGUGGUCCUGGUGCCAGUGUUUCCUUCGAGAUGAUGGCCUCCUUCACAGUGUGCAAGCCAGGGGGUGCUGGCUCUUUUCUUAGCUUCUACCAGAGCCUGAACCGAAGCCAGGAGACACCCUUGCUGGGAGGAAAGCCCAAUGUCACGCUGCUUCCAGUGGCUGGGCCUCAUGAUGCAUUUGGCCAAGGCAGCCUGUGCCUGCGUGGCCAGCCAGUCGUCCGUGAGGACCUGGACGUGGCGUCUGUGCAUUUCCGGGUCCUUGGUGAGUCCGACGUGCCUGUCCAGGCAGAGCCUCCAGCCUUGCUUCUCUUUAACCUGAACUCGGGCAUGGACAGUGGGGGGACCCUCGUGCUGACUCUGGUGCUCAACCAGAGCUCCUCAGGCCUUGGGAACGCUACUGUGUGGGCCUGCUUGAGUGCCACCUCCCCUGUGCUGUCACCGAAUGCCACGAGGGGCUGCAGCACAGCUUUUUCCCAAGGCUAUAUGCUGAAUGUGUCCACGAUCUCCAUGGAAGCCUCGCUCAACAUCCCAUACCCAGAGUCUGAAAACUGGUUCCUCUCCCUGCAACUCGUCUGUCCAGAGAACUCUGGGGAAUGUGACAAAGCCCAGGCGCAGGUGUCUGUCCUUGCCUACCUCACUCCCUGCUUUGAUGACUGUGGGACGUAUGGACAGUGCAGUCUCCUGAGGCGCUAUGGUUACCUCUAUGCUGGAUGCAGCUGCAAAGCUGGCUGGAGCGGCUGGAGCUGCACAGACGACAGCAAAGCCCAGUCUGUUGGCCUCCAGACGCUGGCCACUCUCCUGCUCACCCUCAGUAACCUGCUCUUCCUGCCUGCGAUCGCUGUUGCUCUGUAUCACUACCACCUGGCCGAGGCCUCUGUCUAUAUCUUCACCAUGUUCUUCUCCACAUUCUACCAUGCCUGCGACCAGCCUGGCGUUGCUGUGCUGUGCAUCAUGGACUAUGACACGCUGCAGUUCUGUGACUUCUUGGGCUCUGUUGUCUCUAUCUGGGUGACCAUUCUGUGCAUGGCCCGAGUCAAGAAGAUCUUGAAAUAUGUCCUCUGUGUGCUGGGGACCCUGGUCAUUGCAAUGUCACUGCAGUUGGAUCGCAGAGGGGUUUGGAACAUGUUGGGACCUUGCUUCUUUGCCCUCCUCAUCAUGAUCACUGCUUGGGUUUAUCGUGGAGUGACCAGGCACCAUUGCUACCCCCCUUCCUGGAAGCGCUGGACCUUCUUUAUCUUCCCUGGCAUCAGCCUCGCUCUGGUAGCCAUGGUGGUGUAUGCCUUCUUGGAAACCAACGAGAACUACUACUACACCCACAGCAUCUGGCACAUCUUGGUAGCCAGCAGUGUGGCUUUCCUGCUCCCACCAGGAGACAAGCACAAGAAUCCAUGGGCCUGGUCUCGCAAACUGCUUUGCCGCUACCAGAUCUGCAAGAACGACCGGGAAGAACUCUAUGCAGUGACAUGAUGGAGCGAGUGGGGACUGAUGCAUGUGGAGUUCCUCCCUCGAGGGCCCCCUUCAAGCUUGUAUGUCUGAUCGCCAGCUGCAUUUCCUGUUGCCACUUGAUUGUGCAGGAAGAAGGCAAGAAUAUCUAGCUGGCUGGAUGAAAAACAGGGAGCUGAGCAGUUCAAGAUACAGGGCAGGGGAGGCUUGCUAGUUUUCAUCCUAAUCUGAGGGGAGACUGUCCACUCAUGAAGCGGGUCUGUUCUGGAGCGCUCUCUUUGGAGGGAACCAGUCAUGUUUCUGGAGUUUUCAGAAGCAUCGUGAUCACCUGCACUGCAGCCUAGAAAUUGUGUGACUGAGAAAUGCAUUGAUGACCAGGAAACAGGUCAUUCUGCAGUCCUGUGAGCUGGAGUUGAGUGCUACUUGGGGGUUUGUAGGGUGGUGAUUGAUCCUACGAAAUGAGGUUGGUGUGUAGUUCUUGGUAGCCUCACCAUGCUAAUGUGGGAACAAUAUGUGUUGUGUUUCUUUGCCAUCACUCCCCUGAGCACAGUGUGCGCAGGGCACUUUUUCAAACAUGUGGAAGAUGGGAGGGAGUGUGGAUGAUAAAACACAAGACUGCAAAAUUAGAUGACCCAGGAGCAUACCUGGGCUGGAAAGGCAGGAGAGGCACCCUACUGUCCAUGGCUGAAGAAACUCAGUAUUGCUCAGGGAGGUCCCGGGUCUCUCUGUAGUUGGCUCUGUCCUGAACAGCUGCCUGUAUAAAGUGCUUAGUUGGAAUGACCCAGUUCUGUGGGAGCCCUUGAAUAAACAAUGGGUUUUAACUGAGCCUAUGCCAUACUUAUGGGUGGCCUGCCACUCGCUGCCAGGUGUGAGAUGGACAGGGCGUCUGGCUGCUGCGCAUACUGCACUGUUGAAGGGUCACCUUGUGGCACUGUUGCCACUGGCUGUGUGUGCAUCCAGCCAGCUUGUUCCAGUUUCAUCAACUGCUGGUGGGCUGGCCUUGGACUUGGGUGUGAACAGGAAGGCCCUGUGCUUGCACCUCUCUCUUCACCAGACCCAAUACCUUUGUUUUCCACUGCCUGCUGCAUUUCUUUCUACCAGAGUAUCCUCCAAAUGACCACUUUCGGGCAACUCCCCCUAUUUUGGGGAGACGCAAUUAAUGUAGCAGCUCUCAGCCUAUGCAUUUACAAUAGGAUUGGGCACAAUUUCUAGUGCUCAUAGCAGCUAAAUGACACCCACCUCUUCUGCCUUUGUAGCCUUGGAACUCGUGUUCCUUGGCUACAGGUGUGAGAGAGUCUGGCACUAUUUGCUAUUCUGAUUUCUGGCUCUUGCUUUGGUUGCCCUCAGGCAAAUGCAGUCUGCAUUGCUGGGCCAGGAUAGCACAUUUUAAAACCUUUUGCAGCUGCAGACACAUAGGGAGGAGCUAGAAACUCAGAGAGUUCUUUUAGCACAAUAACACACACAUCUAUAAGAUCCUUAAUCUGGGAUUUUUUUUUCUAAUCACCGCAGGGAAUUGAGGGAACUCUAAUCUUAUAUAGGAAAAUUGUUGUUGUUGAUUACCUCAGAAAAAACUCCAGCAACUACAGUUCACAAAGUUCUCUUAGUAUCUUGUUCCCUUUGUUGUUUAUGUCAUGCUUUGAAUUUUUAAAAGGUUAACUGAAUUGUUAUUUUGUUCAAUUAAAAGUCUUGCACACUGUG
Molecule: messenger RNA, 4072 nt
Organism: Rhineura floridana
Lineage: Eukaryota; Metazoa; Chordata; Lepidosauria; Squamata; Rhineuridae
Gene: PGAP6
Product: post-GPI attachment to proteins 6
Exons: 13
Coding region: 83-2398 (771 amino acids)
Cellular component (GO): plasma membrane
Source: RefSeq, a predicted model, not a curated record